Molecule: messenger RNA, 1668 nt
Organism: Ictalurus furcatus (blue catfish)
Lineage: Eukaryota; Metazoa; Chordata; Actinopteri; Siluriformes; Ictaluridae
Gene: b3gat2
Product: beta-1,3-glucuronyltransferase 2 (glucuronosyltransferase S)
Exons: 4
Coding region: 592-1512 (306 amino acids)
Biological process (GO): carbohydrate metabolic process; chondroitin sulfate proteoglycan biosynthetic process
Cellular component (GO): Golgi membrane
Molecular function (GO): galactosylgalactosylxylosylprotein 3-beta-glucuronosyltransferase activity
Source: RefSeq, a predicted model, not a curated record
CACACACACAAACGAAGAGAGUGAAGUCUCAGUCCCUCACAUGACAGCACUGUUAUAUCUGAGGCAGUAGCAGCAUCAGAGCUGGACCUGCGCACUGUUUCUCAGCUCAGCUUCAGAGCUCAGAAGCGCAUCUCAGAGGACAGAUGGAGGCAAAGCCAGCAAUGCGUUCAGGGACUGCUUUCUGAGGACCCAGUGCAAUAACUGUACCUGCUGAUUGUUAUUCCUGCCAUCGCUUUCAAUGCUGAUCAGUAAAGGAAUAGCUCGUUUUUGUCUCGCCUUUAGCCUUUUUAUUUUUGUUAUUUUUUAGAGGAGACAACGGAGGAACGGACAGAGGAUGGCUCAGAAAGAGCCGCUGUAAGAACUGCGUAAGUUUGAACAUUGGUGGACUGUGAGAGCAUAAAAAAGUCAGUCCAGUCUAUGGUUUAAAGAUGUAUUUAAAUAGAUAGUGAGCGAGUAGAUUAUGUUAGAUGGAUAUAGCUUUAAGUUCUUGUUAACUCCGCAUCCUUGAGGAUACUCGUGUUAAAGCAGUCUAUCCCGCCUGACUGAGAUGGAUUGGUGAUCCCGCAUCUCCGGCAGCGUCCUAACUUUGCCAUGAUGAAGUCCAUCUUUUACAGCCGCUUUUUCAUCCUGCUUCCAUGGGUGCUGAUCGUCAUCAUCGUGAUAGACAUCGACACGAAGAGGUCCACCGUGCGCAACACGGCGCACUCGUACCUGUCCCGGCUGAGCAGCGCGCCGCGGCGGGACGCAGCUGUCCAUGCGCCCAACCGCACCGCGCCGCCGCCGCCGCUCAUCUACGCCAUCACACCCACGUACAGCCGCGCCGUGCAGAAAGCCGAGCUCACGCGCUUGGCCAACACUUUCCGCCAGGUCCCGCACUUCCACUGGAUCGUGGUGGAGGACUCCGCAAGUCGCACCGAGCUUGUGUCGCGCUUCUUGGCGCGCGGCCGCGUCCCGUACACGCACCUGCACGUGCUCACUCCGCGCCGCUUUAAACGGGCAGGCAUGCCGCGCGCCACCGAGCAGAGGAAUGCAGCGCUCUCGUGGCUCCGCGCGCACCGCACAGCCACCGACUCCGGAGUUGUGUUCUUCGCCGACGAUGAUAACACGUACAGCCUGGAGCUUUUUGAAGAGAUGCGGUCGACUAAAGGAGUAUCAGUAUGGCCGGUAGGACUCGUAGGGGGCCGCAGGUAUGAGCGCCCCAUCGUAGAAAAGGGCAAAGUGGUGGGCUGGUACACAGGCUGGAAGGCUGACCGACCUUUUGCCAUCGACAUGGCAGGCUUUGCCGUGAACCUCCAGGUGAUCCUAGAUAACCCACGAGCUCUCUUCAAGAGGAGAGGAGCCAAGCCAGGUAUGCAGGAGUCUGACUUCCUCAAACAAAUAACCAAGCUGGAGGAUCUGGAGCCAAAGGCUCGCAACUGCACCCAGGUCCUGGUUUGGCACACCCGCACAGAGAAGGUCAACCUUGGCAACGAACCCAAACGGCACCAGGACUCUGUUCUGAUUGAGGUCUAGAGCACAGGACUGGCGUGGGAGGCCUCAUAGCAUAUUGCACCAAGUUGCCACAAUCCCUGGUAUUUUCCCAAUUAGCGUCAACCUCUGCACUGAUAGCCUGCUGAUUCAUGCUGGAAGCUCUGUGUGAACUCUGACGUCUGUGUCACCCAACUCAAC